UAAGUUUCUAAUAUUUGUCAAUAUCUGAGUCAAGAUAAAUUGCUCCCUUUGCUAUCUAUGUAAGAGUAAAACCAUCAUCUUUUGCUAGUGAAUUCCAUCCAUUGCAGAGUCAAACCAUAAUCUCAUCCAAAAUGGCAGAAAGCCUAUCCUCAAUCCUAUCCUCUGCAGUGCAGAAUAUAGGUAAAUUGGUUAUUGAAGAAGGAAAGUUUCUACAAGGCGUUGGCGAGCAAGUCAGACUCCUUAAUGAUGAUCUCAAAUGGAUACAAAUGUUCUUAAGAUAUGCAGAUACGAAACAGACUGCAAGGGACACUAUACAACAGUGCCUUCCGGAAUUUAGAGCGGUCGCUUAUGAAGCAAGUGAUUUGGUUGAAGACUAUGCUUUGAGGGUUUCAAUGUCAAGCAGCAGAGGCUUUACACUUACUCUAAAGAGGACUGCUUGCAUCGCCAGAGAAGGUUAUACCAUUCAUGAUUUGUGUUUAAAGAUUCAAAGUCUCAGAACUAGGAUCUCUAAUCUCGCCAAAAAUUUUGGCUGGUAUGCAAAUUUAAUGACCAGAACGGAGGAAGGAGACUCGAGUGCUCCAUCCAGGCAGCAACAAUUAAGGCACACUUACUCCUUCGUGGCUGAGGAGGAUGUGGUUGAACUGCCUAAUGAUAUUCAGGUGCUAGUUAAAUAUUUGCUGAAUCAGGGUGAAACAGAGAACAAAAUAAGUGUGGCUUCGAUUUUGGGCAUGGGAGGCAUAGGCAAAACCACUCUUGCUAGAAAGGUAUAUCACCAUGAAAGAUUGAAGCAUUAUUUUAAAGGUUUUGCUUGGGUUUGUGUGUCACAACAAUGGCAACCAAACGAUCUCUUGCAAGGCAUUCUACUCAAGCUUACUCCUGAAAACAGAAAACAGAUAAUGAAGAGCAAACAAGAUGAGCUAGCAAGGCUGCUUCAACAGCACUUGCGAGCUAGGAGAUGUUUGAUUGUCCUCGAUGACAUUUGGUCAACAGAAGCAUGGGAUUGCCUAAAAGACGCAAUCCCAGUUUCGGAGCAUGGAUCCAAAAUUUUGCUCACAACUCGUAAUGAAUACGUGGCAGCAUAUGUUGCUUCAAAUGGUUAUCAACAUAAACUGCGUUGUUUGACCGAUGAAGAAAGUUGGGAGUUGCUGCGCAUGAAAUCGGAGUUUCUAGCACUGAGGGAGAGAAGUGGUAAAGGUUAUGAAGAUUUGGACAAGAUGGAAGAGUCAGGGAAGAAAAUAUUGAAAUACUGUGGAGGUCUUCCAUUGGCCGUGGUGGUUCUAGGUGGAAUCCUUAGAACUAAAAAAACCCUCAGGGAAUGGAAUGAAGUGCAUGAGAAUAUCAAAUCCUAUCUGGAUAGGGGAGAAAAAAUUGGAAAAGAAGGAGAGGUGCCCAAGGUUUUGGCUUACAGUUACUAUGACCUCCCUUGGCAACUAAAACCAUGCUUUCUUUACUUGGGUAAAUUCAAGGAAGAUUCUGACAUUGGAGUAGCAAGUUUAUAUCAGAUGUGGAUAGGAGAAGGUAUGAUAUUUGAGAAUGAUAGAAGGGAGCAAGAAACAAUGAUGGAUGUCGCAGAGCGUUACUUGGAAGAAUUAGCAAAAAGAUGCAUGGUUGAGAUUAAAGUACAUGAGGAUGGGAAGCAUGCGGUAACAAGGUUGGAGUCGUGUCGGCUUCAUGAUCUUAUGAGAGAUCUAUGUUUAGCCAAGGCAAAAGAGGAGAAUUUGUAUAAGCUGGUCGAUCAAAGUACUUCACGAGAUUCUCCUCCCGCAUUUGAAGCACAGUAUGGUUUAGUCCUUCAUUUGCUUCCAGAGGAUAUUUCUAAAUACAACUUUCUGCCAAAAGAUCAAACUAAGCAUCUUCGCUCAUUCUUGUGUGAUCCGUUGGUAAGCCAAUGGGAACGUUUUUCAAGGGUGAGAAUAAUGUCCCAAGUCAAGAAUUUGAAGAUGCUUAGAGUUUUGGCAAUUUUGUCCUCCAAUAUGGCCUCCCAAAGGUGUUAUUUCAAGUCACCUCUGCGAUAUAUCGGUAAUCUUAUCCAUUUGCGAUGUUUGAGAUUGAGGCAGUGUCAUCAUAUAAACUUGCCACAUUCCUUGGGCAAUUUAAAGUACUUGGAAACUCUCGAUUUAUCUGAUAGUUUUCAUUGUAGAAUACCAAACAUCCUACGGAAGUUGGAACGUUUGAGAUAUCUUUAUCUUCCGAGGUCGUGGGGCUGUCAGCCCAAGCUGCGGUUGAGCAAGCAGCUGGAGAUACUUGAAUCAUUCGAUAGCAUAAUUUGCUAUCCUAAAGAUGUAUGCAAAUUGUCGAAUCUCAGAGCUUUCACAGCAAUAGUGUAUAGCAAUUUGAAGGACUGGGCACGCAUCAUCAAUCAUAUAUCAAACAUGGACUGCAUACGCACUAGUUCACUUAUGAUCAAUGGUUGUAAUUUUGGACGAAUCAACUCCAACAAUUCGAAUGACAACAGCAGGGGUUUGGAUGUUCUUUCAAGGGUGUUGUUUAGUAGGAAUAUUCAUGAAAUAGUGAUCUACGGUAGUUUAUGCAAGAAGUUACCGGAUUACCAAUCCCAUAUGUUUCCUGAUCCUGCAGGACUUACUCGAUUAAGGCUGUUUGGUACUAAAAUUGAGGAAGACCCAAUGGGAACACUCGAGAAGCUUCCUGGCCUAAGAAUACUGAUGCUUGGGAGAAAUUCUUUUCUGGGCCAAGAAAUGAUUUGCCGCUCAACGGGAUUUCCCCAACUAAAACAUCUCGAGCUUAAUGGUUUGGGUAACUUGAAGCUGUGGAAACUGGAUGAUGGGGCCAUGCCUAAGCUUUUAACUUUAGGGAUUGACGAGUGUGAACAAUUGGAAAUGAUUCCAGAUGGGCUGAGAUGUUUAACCAUUCUAAAAGAUGUAUCUCUUGCGAGAAUGCCUGAAAAAUUUAACAAUAGAAUUAGGAUGGAGAAUGGUCAGCAAGGAGUUGAUUAUGAUAAAAUAAGCAAUGUACCUUCAGUUAAGAUCCGCAGAUGGGUUGGCGGAAUAAUAGGUUAUCGAGUAGAAAUUGUUUGUCCAAGCAAUCCUGUUUAACGAAGCCCUGGGUCUUGUCUUAAGAAAAUUCUACACUGAUUCAAAUGUGAGGUAAUUAAACUUACUGAAUCUCUUUUCUUUUUUCCUGCAAUUUUUAAUUUAUAUGGAAAUUUUAAUGCAUAGAGGGAUAUUAUUUGAAAAACUUGGAGUAAUUGAUUUGUAACAUGGAUGCUUACAGUGUUUUCACAUUUUUUUUUCUAAAUUUAAUGUGAUUUGAAUUGGGAUUAUAGAAUUCUGGUUUCAAAAUUCAAUCUGCGAUGUCUUUUGAUUCACAAAUAUGUGAUUUCCGUCCACUCUUCUGAAAUUAAAGUUCGUUCAUUUUUGUGAUUUUUUUUGGUGUAAAAGCUGGCACUAUGUUAGUCCAUACAAUUAAAAUUUGUAUCAAAAUUUUCUCUGCUAAUUGUCCCAAAAAAGGUACAAAGGCAGAGUAUUGUAUUCUUAAUAAAGCUUAUUAUACAUACAAAUUAAUCUUAUGAUGAAUGACUGAGUUUGUUUCCUAUAUUGUUAAAGCUAUUUUGCAAUUUUGUCUCAUGGUUAGACACCAAAGAAAACUAGUUAAAACUCUGGAACAUUUGUUAAACUAUUAAGGUUUGUUGCAGGAAAUUCUGAGCCUCAGGUUUCUCUAGAAAACAAUACUUGCCUCUAUUACCAAUUUUCUGUAUUGAAAACUCUUGCCUAAAGUCUUCCACCAUCUUUCAUUUGCAUGUUGCAGCUUCUGCGUCAUAAGUUUCUUUGCACAUAGCAUUUGUAAGUUGGUUAUGGGCUAGCAUUUGUAUGUAUUGCGAGCAUCUUUACUUAGCUAUUAGGGAAAGAUACCAAUCUGUUAUCUGAUCCUUCACUUUUAGUGUUUGAUCAACAAGGAGAUAAUGUGUGAUUAUUUUUAGCUUUUGGUUUGGUUAGUCUCACUUUGUUUAGCUGCUCAAACUUUUCUUGUGCUCAAAGCUGUUGGCAUAGAGCUAGAUUCAGUGCAAGAUUCACCAAUGUAGUUGGAGGAGGCCAUCUAUGUUCUUGUGUUCUUAAGAAGAGAGGGUUAAAUUAAUAAGGAAACUUUCCCAAUUCCUUUAACUUUUUUAUUAACCUUAAUUAAAAAUAAGAUGACCAUCCAAAUAAGUACAAUACCAAACUAAGAAACAUCCUUGGGUUGGCCAAACGGAAGACUAAUUGUGUUCGAAAAUUGAAUUUCCAUGAUUUAGACACCGCCUCAUUGUUCUCUAGUACUUUUAUCUUACGUAUAUUAAAUUAUUACAAUACAAUUUUCUACAAAAACUUCAAAAAAUAAUAAUCCAAAUGAGAUUUUUAACUUCUAAUUUUGCAGUUUCACAGUUGACCGGAGCCCUAUCUUUUAUGUGAAGUAGUAUGCAAAUAUUAAUUUAGGUGAAAAAUACACGUUGAAGUAGAUAAUUAGGUGAUAGAAUUUAGUGUCAAAUUAUUUGGGCAUAAUCAACUAGCUAAAAUUCCCUGUACAAAAAUAUGGGAGCUCAAUUGACUAAACCAAUUUGUGAAUUUAAAUUAGAUCAGAUGAAAUUCCAGAUAAACUUUACUAGAAAGAGAAUGACCAAAGAAAAGAGGAGGGGGGAUGGGUUUUAGUAAUUGAUUACUGAAGUGACUUUGAGGCUGAUGUGCUUGGGAAGAUCUGUCCGGCCAAAGUCGGGUUCGAAUUAUGUAGCCAAUCCAAGACCCAAUUUAGGGGAACAAGCCAUAAAGACAAUUACUAAAAGAUUUUCAGAACUUUUACUAUAUUUACAUCCAUCUUCAAGUGAUUGUUGUUUUGAGUUUUCAUAUUAUUAGUAUUGUUUUUUGGAGUUGGAAAUUUGAAAGGACCAACUAGGUAAGGCCUAGCAAUAAACUCAAAUGAUCUUUUCUUUUCUCCCUUCCCUGUUUUUAGAAAAAAAGCUCUGUUUAGAUUGAGGAUUUUUUAAAAAACAAGUUUUUCAACUACAAUACUACAGUAAUACACAAAUAAAAAUAACCUCAAAAACAUUAAAAACAACUUCAAAAAUUCCAAAAAUACAAAAAAAAAACCUCAAAAACAUAAAAAAAAACAACUUCAAAAGCAUCAAAAACAUAAAAAACAAUCUUAAAAAACACCAAAAAUACAAAAAAUAACCUCAUCUACGGUAAAAGUUUUUCAACUAUAUUGUUACAAUAAAAUAUUUCAAAAACAACUAAUCCAAACAGAGUAAUGUUUCUAAAAAAAAAUUCUAUGGUAGACUUAAGGUAGAAGAGCUGCCGCUCUAGCUAAAAAUUUCCAAGAAAUUCUAUUGGGACUAAAUGCAGCCAAAGAGCAACUUAAAUUCUUAAUACUUUGAGCUAAAAGACAAUCUGGUUUUGGAUUAAUUACUAGCUAAUUAACUAGGUAAUACAUUCUGUUAUCAUGACCAAAAAAAAAAAAA
Molecule: messenger RNA, 5446 nt
Organism: Coffea arabica (coffee)
Lineage: Eukaryota; Viridiplantae; Streptophyta; Magnoliopsida; Gentianales; Rubiaceae
Product: putative disease resistance protein At1g50180
Biological process (GO): defense response to other organism
Molecular function (GO): ADP binding
Source: RefSeq, a predicted model, not a curated record